Messenger RNA from Phlebotomus papatasi, 3212 nucleotides. It is a transcript of the gene Cirl, whose product is annotated as latrophilin Cirl. The transcript has 5 exons. Gene Ontology annotation, cellular component: membrane. Gene Ontology annotation, molecular function: G protein-coupled receptor activity; carbohydrate binding. NCBI's taxonomy places the organism in Eukaryota, Metazoa, Arthropoda, Insecta, Diptera, Psychodidae. The record is from RefSeq and is a predicted model, not a curated record. Bases 860 to 3169 code for a protein of 769 amino acids.
AAAAAUGAGUGAGAGAGAAUGAUAGAGGAGAGGUGAGUGACUUUGUGCACAAUAUGGCGUCUUUUGUGCUCUCAAGUUGAUUUUGCGGUGGAAUUUCCGUGCAAUUUUCGCAACAUUUUGGCUAUUUAAAUCAGCCCCAAGUGCCCCUUCGCAAUCCGCAAAGUGAUCCAUUUACUGUGUAUAAGGGGCUGAGAAAGUUUUAAGCUUUUUUUAUUUUGGGUUUUUUUAAAGAUAAAUCUGUGUUGGUUUUUCUCUUUUUUUUUUCUUGUGUGUGUGGUAACUUUUUCCGUGUUUUAUUAAUUCUUCUUCUCCCAAAAAGUGGCCCCCGUUUGAGGCCAAAGAGAGAGAGAGAAGGCAAAGAAAAAAUUUGAAAAAAAAACAGUGAAACAAGAAAUGCAUGAGAACAGUCACCUGGUGGGACGGACUUGGAAUGCAUAUUCCAGAUAAAAUGUCCUGAUUCUGAAUUAAAAAAAAAAAUAAAGAAAAAAACAAAACAAGUAAAAUGCUCGACAAUCUUUCAAGUCGAGUUUUGUGGAUGAAAAGAACAAAUGUUUAAAAGGGGAUAUUUUGUGAUUUAAAGGAAUAAACAACAAAUAAUAAAAGGAAUAGACUUUUUUUUGCUAAAAUAAUACAUUUAAAAAAAAAUAAAUAAUAAUAAUUAAUAAUAGUAAGAACCUGUGAUUUUAGUGACUAAGAGAAUAAUUCCAUUUUCAUCGAAAUAAUGCACAAAAUGAUUGCACAAUAGAGCUCUAGAGCAACAGCAACAACAACAACAACAAAAUAUAAGGAAGAAGAAAAAACAUAGACAAUGUCACAAAUUGAGAGAAAAAUUGGGACGAGUUGAGCGCCCCAAAGCACAAUGCUGAAUCUCCUGGGAACGUCAAUUGAUCGCCCCUUUCGGAUUUGGAUGGCGAUUCUCAUUAUUCCGGGAGUCUCCAUUGUUGCUGGCUCAAAGUAUGAGACAGCUUAUGCUUGCGAGGGCAAGACACUGACGCUCGAAUGUGAUCCGGGCAAUGUGAUAAAUCUGAUACGGGCCAAUUAUGGUCGUUUUUCCAUAACAAUCUGCAAUGAUCAUGGCAAUGUUGAAUGGAGUGUCAAUUGUAUGUCACCCAAGAGUUUACGUGUUUUGCAUGCUAAAUGUGCCCUAAAGCACAAAUGCAGCGUCCUGGCGUCCACAUCACUGUUCGGUGAUCCAUGUCCGGGCACCCAUAAGUACCUUGAAGCUCACUAUCAGUGCAUCUCGGCACUGCAGACAUCCACAACGACCGGUCGACCACCGCCGCCGUGGAUAACAUCAGCACCGAGCAUCUGGACUGCUGCGACGGUGCGUGUGCCCGUGGCUGUGAGUCAGGAAGUUAGUUUGGAUGUUAAAGAGGAACAAGUGAUCAGUACAUCGGGAGUAACGGAGCCAAUUGUCACGACAGUAUCACCCAACAAAGGGAUUGAACCCGAGCAGAAGUCAUCGGUGACAGCAAUUCAAGAAAGCACAACUUCAGUACCAAUUGUUGCCACUGUUGGCUCAAUUAAUCGGAUAAUGGCGUCAACGGCUGUCCCCGAAGUCACCCAUGUCAAUGCCCACCGCGACAAUGUAUUCUGUGGUCCAACAACAGCCAGAAAUAUGUUUUGGAAUGUGACCCGUGUGGGUGAUGUUAAUGUACAAUCGUGUCCAGGUGGUGCAACGGGAAUUGCUAAAUGGCGCUGCCUCCUACGUGACACAACUGACAGCCAUUUGUCAGCUCAAUGGCAACCAAGUAGUCCAGAUCUGGCCCAAUGUCGAAGUUUGUGGUUGAAUAAUUUAGAAAUUCGUGUCAAUAUGCGUGAUUCAUCAAUCAUAAGUAUUGCCAAUGAUCUAUCCCAAGUGACAAGUAGUAAAACACUUUAUGGUGGUGAUAUGCUCGUAACGACAAAAAUUAUUCAAACAAUGUCAGAUAAAAUGGCAUAUGACAUUGAGACAUUUCCCGAUCAAAAACAGAGAGAAGCCAUUGUCUAUGAAUUGUUGCAUGGUGUCGUUAAGACAGCGGGAAAUCUUUUGGAUGCCAGUCAACAGAUGUCAUGGCAAGAUUUGAGUUUUGAGGAUCAAAUGCGUGUGGCAACGUCCCUAUUGACCGGUCUCGAGGAAAAUGCCUUUUUGUUGGCUGAAACGAUAAUAAGGGAGAGGAAUGUUGUGCAACGUGUUAAGAAUAUUCUAUUGUCAAUUCGUGUCCUUGAAACAAGAAAUAUUGCAUCUGCUGAAGUAUUUCCGGAUACAGCAGAACAAUGGAGCAUCAGUCGGGAUACCAUUGAGCUACCAAAGGGUGCAUUGAUGGAGAAUAGCGAUGGUGGUCUUGUUAGAAUUGUUUUUGUGGCAUUUGAUCGUCUUGAAAAUAUCCUAAAGCCACCAGCUGACACAACACAAAAACUAUCACUUCCAAUAGGUAAUCAGUUAAAUGCGACACAGCCGAAGAAUCGUGUUCUGAACAGCAAAGUGAUAUCAGCUAGUUUGGGCAAAGGACGUCACAUUCAGCUGUCACAGCCAAUUAGACUGACCUUCCAGCAUCUCAAGACGGAGAAUGUAUCUCAGCCAAUUUGUGUCUUCUGGAGCUACAUAGAUCAUGCAUGGUCUGAAGAUGGUUGCCAUGUUGAAGCGACAAAUGUGACACAUACCGUCUGUUCGUGCAAUCAUUUAACAAAUUUUGCCAUUUUAAUGGACAUUGUGGCACCAACAGUUGAUACAGCUGUGACAUUGAGCCGAAAUGUCCGGAUUAUGAUCUACAUCAGCAUAUCACUGUGUAUAUUGUUUGUAGUUAUAGCAUUAGCCAUAUUUAAGCUGUACAAUGGGCAAUUUCUCAAGGUAAGCGAACCCACCCAAGUCACCUUAUCACGCACCCAAGUACCAACACAUCACUAUCAUCCAUCCACAAUGUCAACACCAACACCAUCAGCGCCAUCUGGUGGUGGUGGUGGUGUUGGUGGUGGAUCAGGUGAAACACAAUCGAGACUCCUAGCACCUAUUCCCAAUAAUCCAUUGCCAGCCUUUACACUUUUGGCCAAUUUCAACAAUGUCCACCAUCAUCACCAUCAUCUCCAUCAUCACCUUCAUCAUCAUCACAGUCGUCCAGCUCCAGCUGGAAAUCUCAAUGUCAUACGAAAUAAUCUAGAAACUGUCAAUUUGCACGAUUUUUCUGUCUAGAACAGAGAAACAAACCAACAAAGAAAACCAAUCGAUUGCCAAA